Dromaius novaehollandiae (emu) is the source of this 3171-nucleotide messenger RNA. RefSeq names its product heme binding protein 1 (gene HEBP1). The record is from RefSeq and is a predicted model, not a curated record. Gene Ontology annotation, molecular function: heme binding. Lineage: Eukaryota; Metazoa; Chordata; Aves; Casuariiformes; Dromaiidae. The transcript has 4 exons. Bases 140 to 709 code for a protein of 189 amino acids.
ACACACGCGCGCCCUCCCCCACGCCGGAGCCACCCCCGGGCGCUCCCUGCGGGCUGUGCGCAGGGCCCUCCCACCGCGCCGGGGCCGCUCCGUGCCGGGCCGAGCGGAGCCGCGCCGCUGCCGUCCGGGCCGCGCCGCCAUGCUGGGCAUGAUCAAGAACUCGCUGCUGAGCAGCGUGGAGGCCUGGCCCUACCGCGUGCUCAGCCAGGGGCCAGCGGGGGAGGUCGCCUACGAGGAGAGGGCGUGCGAAGGCGGGACGUUCGCCACCGUGGAGGUGACGGGGAAGCCGUUCGAUGAAGCCUCCAAGGAAGCGGUGCUCAAGCUGCUGAAAUACGUCGGAGGAACCAACGACAAGGGGGUUGGAAUGGGCAUGACUGCCCCUGUCUCCAUCACUGCUUUUCCUGCUGAAGAUGGCUCCUUGCAGCAGAAAGUGAAGGUCUUUCUGCGGAUCCCAAGCCAGUUUCAAGCCAGCCCUCCCUGUCCUAGUGAUGACAGCAUUAAGAUUGAAGAGAGACAGGAGAUGACCAUUUACUCCACGCAGUUUGGUGGCUACGCCAAAGAGGCAGAUUAUGUGAAUUAUGCUGCCAAGCUGAAGUCCGCUCUGGGGACCGAAGCCACGUACCGCAAAGAUUUCUACUUCUGCAAUGGCUAUGACCCCCCUAUGAAGCCUUAUUGGCGACGCAAUGAGGUCUGGUUUGUGAAAGAGUGAGUGCCUGGCUCCUGGUGGUGCUAGCCCCUGGCACUGAGAGCCUCCCCACCCUACGUCCCUGUCCUCUUUGAAAGAAACUAACAAUUUUGCAGAGGCAGAAAACUGUCAUCCCCUCCCUUCACACCCAUGCCUUGUUCCUUUAAUGGACCAACCGUUUUAGAAGAACAGCGCAAAGCCCUGACGAUGCCUCCUUCCCAGGCCUGGCUGCUCCUUCCCUCCCGACCGAGUCCUCAGCCACACGGACUCUCAUGAUUUCUCAGUGGCUUGCUCUUAUCUUCUCUUACGCUCCCAGAGGGAGCUGAGACAGCUAAAAUACUUAAUUAGCAAGGCUGGUGCCUGACAGGAGUCACGUCCAAAUGCUGGCAGACUGCUAGGCUUACCUGAGGCAGGCAGGAGGAUGUGACCAAAGUGCAUACAGGGACUUUUUUUAAAUCUUUUUGAGCUUGCUGCAGCUUUAAACGCUGCUUUUACCUGUGCCAUUCCACAAAGCAGUCUAAAGGGACAUGAAUGUUUGCUGCAAACAGUCCAGUGAAAAGGAGCAUCCUCUUCAUUUUCUCAGUGUGAAGUAGAGCAACACUUUCACCAUCUGACCAAGAAAUAUCACUUAGAGGAAGAUCCCAGAUUAUGUUUAUGAAAUCUCUUCUGUUUGAGAGGUGGGACGCUUUGGGGUAUGUUAUGGCCCGACAUUAGCUAGGUGCUAGACAGUGUGAUGUGGAGACCUCAAGAGCGUUUCCUAACCUUCUUAUUAUUUAUGUGCAAUAUUUCUUCUCUAAAAUUAGGUUACACAGGGGCCACAGUUGAAAUGUGCAUGUUAACCUAAUUGGAUGAGAAGAGUACAAACUGUGAAAGAAGCAGGUGGCUAUUACUUGUGAUCUGAGUGUGAAUUUCAGGAAUGGUGAGCAUCUAGUCAUGGGAGCAACUGUGGGUGCAGCUCCUUUGAAAAGCUCCUUUCUUUAAUGGUGUCAGUUCCAGAGGGGCUACUCAGAGCAGUUGUCUUUAAAGGACAAAAGCCUGCUUGUUUUUGAAAACAGGGAUUUACUGAUCAAAUAAUGAGUAGCCACUUCAGAAAUUUCAAGUAGAAUAGUAAGGAUGAGUCUUGUUUUAGGAACAGUGUGAUUGUUUAACUAUUUACAUUAAACCAGCAUUUUAGCUGUCAGCUCUCUACCAGGCAGGCAGCAGGACACCUGUAAUGAGAACGUGCACCAUGCUACAGUGGGUGCCUGUGUAAUUUGUUAACUUCAAGUAAAAGAGGUGUGUUCCUGUGAUGCUAAAGUGCCUCAAAGUCCAGAUGCUUUCCAAAAGCCAUUUUCUGUUUAGAGCGGAAAGAGAUUUUUUCAGAUGGAAGCCAAGUUCUGGCUGGUCAGGAGCUUUCUGACAUGUUCCCUUUUUCUGAAAGCAACUCUUAGCAGUAAAAGGAAAAAAAUCUUAGCAGUAAAAGGAGAAAGAGCUUUGUUGUGGGCCUCACAAGAGAGUUUCAGUUCCCUGUGUGUAAGAGCAGCUGGUCAGGCUGAGAAAAAAGAGCAGGUGAUUAGUUAAUUUUCCAAAAAUAAAAGCAAAGGGAAAACUCUUGGCUGCAGUUAGUGAUUGCUGCACAGGGGAGGAGGAAUCAAAAGGAAAUCAGCGUAGACAAAGAGUUAGGAGUCGUAGCCAUGAAGCAGUUUUCUGAGCAGCAAAAGCUUUUCUAAGGCUGUCCCCAUAUCCUGGAUUAUUUUUGCCUGCGUGGGUGAGGAAUGGAGGGACGUAGUGCUGCCUGCUUUAUGUAUUCAUGGAUUGAUUUGGAGACUCUUGCAUAGACUUUCUGUAGAUACAGUCCUUUCUGGCUUUGGGUGAUGGAUGUUUUGCAAUGAUUGAAAUCUUAAAAUUUCAAAAUUUCUCAAAGUUUCUCAAAAUUUCCCCUGUGAAACCUUCAAAUGUUGGGAAGGCCGAUAAUAAAUCUAAUAUGAACAGAGCUCCACAUCUCAUCGGCAUGGUACAGGAGGAAAACAGAGUUUUCACAACAUGAAUAUGCUCUUCCUGAACAGAGGGCAAAAGCUGCUGACCCAAUAGUGAAAGUAACCAAGUCUGUAGGCUCUGCCUGUGCAGUCGUACUACUGGCUAAGUGGCCUGUCCUUUUGCAUGCAGUAAAUAGGGUAUUGUUUCAUAGGCAGUGCUACUGAUAUCAAAAGUUAUGCAAGCUGAAUUGCCUUUUCUUCACAAGCAAAGAUGCCUGUGUUCUGUCUGCACUUUACAGAGUUUUAAAUAAAUAAAAAAAUGCAUUAACAUUGUGAAGUACAGUUUUUGUGCUGAUCACUGACUCUGUGAGCUUGGUGGAAAUUGUUGAUUUGAAAGACCUUAGGUUGCCAGUUUAUCAAAAUCUGUCUUAUUCUUUCUGUUUGGGGUACUAAAAAUGGCACAAUAUCUAUAAAUAAUCAAUAUCUAUAAAUAAUCAUCAUACUUUUCCCAAUAAAUUGCUAUUUUAUGUA